ACACAAUAAGAUAUGUUUACCUUUUUCUAAAUCGGAUGUUUAAGGAACAUAUUUAAGGUAAACAAGCCACAUCCAGACAUGACAAUUAAUGGUGUGUGCUAAUUAAUAUUGAAAGAGCUGGAGGAUCAACAGAAAAGGAUGGGCCAUAACUGUUGCAGCAAACAGAAAAUUAAGAAAGGACUGUGGUCUCCUGAAGAAGAUGAGAAGCUAUUGAAUCACAUCAACACCUUUGGCCAUGGUUCGUGGAGCUCUGUCCCAAAACUAGCUGGUUUGCAGAGGUGUGGGAAAAGUUGCAGAUUGAGGUGGAUAAACUAUUUGAGACCAGAUCUCAAGAGGGGUCCAUUUUCUGAGAUAGAAGAGAGAACCAUCGUAGAUGUUCAUAGGAUUUUAGGCAACAAAUGGGCUCAGAUAGCGAAGCAUUUACCAGGUAGAACAGACAAUGAGGUCAAGAAUUUUUGGAACUCAUGCAUCAAGAAGAAGCUCAUUGCACAAGGUUUUGAUCCCAACACCCACAAUCUUCUCCCUUCUUUCAAAGCUAACAACAACAACAACAAUAAUAUUUAUGCAUGCAAUAUGUUUUCUCCAUCUUCUUUUUUCUCUGUAAAUUCUUCACAUGUCUCAGCAGAUACUUCCAUAGACAUAUUGGAAGCACCUUAUCUCACAUUACCUUCUACUUCAUCUCCACAUACAAAUCAUGUCGAUAUCUCGUUGCAUGAAUGCUCAACCAUAUCAACCUAUGAAUUCCAAGUCCAAGAGCAAAUUAAUCCAAAUGUUUUAACAGAAUCCAUGGGGAUUAACAGUGUCCCAACAAUCUCCACUUCUCACUUAUAUCCAAUAUCAGAGCUUGAAAAUAUUGUAAAUGAGAGCUUUCAACCCAUAACUAAAUCCACAAACCCAAAAGACAUAUUGCAAUCACAACAGGAGGAGGCUUGUGAAGUGGUGGAAAAUGAGAAGCCCAGUGUGUUGAAUGGUGCACAGACAAACAUAGAUGCUUCAUUUGGGAGCUCUAACUUUGAUCUGGAUUUUAUGGAGUGUACAGAAUUGCCUUGUGGAAUGUAUAAUUACCAACUGAGUCCAAUGGAUCAACUUACAUGGAAUGGUUAGGCAUUUUGGGACUUUUUUUUUUUUAUAUAGCAAAGAUGACUUUUCCUUUUUGGUUUAGGGGGGCUUUAAUAUUUUGUUUUGUUUUUGUAGUUAUAUUUUGACUCUACUAUGUGAAUAAUUUUUGGUAUAUUGAUUUAUUUACACCAAGGAUGAGUAAAUAAAUUAGUUUCGAACUCGCGAUCUACAAAAUUUGAAUUUAAAAAUUUUCAUUUAUAAGGAAAGAGAAAUACACUAAACCGUAAUACUAAUUAACUCUACGGUGCAAAUAUUAAUUGUUGACUUAAGAGUACUUUAUUUUUUAAAAUUUCGUUGCUAA
Messenger RNA from Malus domestica (apple), 1420 nucleotides. RefSeq names its product transcription factor MYB86-like. NCBI's taxonomy places the organism in Eukaryota, Viridiplantae, Streptophyta, Magnoliopsida, Rosales, Rosaceae. The record is from RefSeq and is a predicted model, not a curated record.